Messenger RNA from Vitis vinifera (wine grape), 711 nucleotides. Its product is annotated as tubulin beta-1 chain-like. Gene Ontology annotation, biological process: mitotic cell cycle; microtubule cytoskeleton organization. Lineage: Eukaryota; Viridiplantae; Streptophyta; Magnoliopsida; Vitales; Vitaceae. The coding region runs from base 117 to 668 and encodes 183 amino acids. The transcript is spliced from 2 exons. The record is from RefSeq and is a predicted model, not a curated record. Gene Ontology annotation, molecular function: GTP binding; structural constituent of cytoskeleton; GTPase activity. Gene Ontology annotation, cellular component: cytoplasm; microtubule.
CUUUCCUCUUUGACCCCUCAACCGUCCCACCAUUUUCUCUCUUUACAACCCAAUCCCAUUUCUCUCCCAAGAACCCCAUCUUUCUCACUCUAGAACCCACUCUCUCUCUCUAAAAAAUGCGUGAAAUCUUGCAUGUUCAGGGUGGGCAAUGUGGGAACCAGAUCGGAGCCAAGUUCUGGGAGGUGGUCUGCGCUGAGCACGACAUCGACUCCACCGGGCGCUACCAAGGCGACACGGAGCUACAACUGGAGCGAGUCAAUGUGUACUACAACGAGGCGAGUUGUGGGAGGCUCGUGCCCAGGGCAGUGCUCAUGGAUCUGGAGCCGGGCACCAUGGACAGCGUCAGAUCGGGACCGUACGGCCAGAUUUUUCGACCUGAUAAUUUUGUUUUUGGGCAGUCGGGUGCGGGCAACAACUGGGCCAAAGGUCACUACACUAAGAGGGCGGAGCUGAUUGACUCGGUUCUAGAUGUGGUGAGGAAGGAGGCUGAGAAUUGUGAUUGCUUGCAAGGAUUUCAGGUCUGCCACUCUUUGGGAGGUGGAACUGGGUCAGGCAUGGGAACACUCCUCAUUUCCAAGAUCAGAGAAGAAUACCCGGAUCGAAUGAUGCUCACAUUCUCUGUAUUCCCCUCUCCUAAGGUCUCUGACACUGUUGUUGAGCCUUAUUAAAAUACAUCACUACCUCAUUAAAAAUCAACUCAACUUCAAUCCA